ACUCUAUGGUGCUUUGAUUGUAAAUAAAGAAAAUUCGAUAACCUGAAAGAAAAUCUUGAAUCUUGGUUAUUUUUCAAUUAAUUUAGUUAAAAAACGUGUAAUAUAAUAUAAAUUAAUUCUAUUAUAGCCGUGAAAACCAAGAGACGCUUUUAAAGGGAAACGCUGACAUUGUAUCAUAAUUUAUAAUGUCGAUAGAAAUUGAGUCAGCAGAUGUUAUCAGAUUGAUUCAGCAGUACCUGAAAGAGUCCAAUCUUACAAAGACAUUACAGACUCUACAAGAGGAAACUGGUGUGACAUUGAAUACAGUGGACAGUGUGGACGGGUUCUGUGCGGAAAUUAACAAUGGCCACUGGGACACAGUGCUGAAGGCGACGGCGUCGCUGAAGCUGCCCGAUAAGAAGUUGAUGGAUCUGUACGAGCAGGUGGUGCUGGAGCUGAUUGAGCUGCGCGAGCUCGGCGCCGCGCGCUCGCUGCUGCGACAGACGCAUCCCUGCCUGCUCAUGAAGCAGCAGGAGCCUGAUCGAUAUAUCCAUUUGGAGAACCUGGUGGCGCGGUCGUACUUCGACCCGCGCGAGGCCUACGGCAGCGGCGGCGGCAAGGAGCGGCGCCGGGCUGCAGUCGCCGCCUCACUGGCCGGCGAGCUCUCCGUCGUGCCCAGCUCCCGCCUGCUGGCGCUGCUGGGGCAGGCGCUCAAGUGGCAGCAGCACCAGGGGCUGCUGCCGCCAGGCACCACGAUCGAUCUGUUCCGCGGUAAGGCUGCCAUCAGAGACGAGGAGGACGACCAGUGCCCCACGCAGCUCUCCAAGAUGAUCAAGUUCGGACAGAAGUCGCACGUCGAGUGCGCCAGGUUCUCGCCGGACGGGCAGUACCUGGUGACCGGGUCGGUGGACGGCCUGCUGGAGGUGUGGAACUUCACCACGGGCAAGAUCCGCAAGGACCUGCGCUACCAGGCCCACGACGACUACAUGAGCAUGGACGAGGCCGUGCUCUGCCUCGCCUUCGCGCGCGACUCCGACACGCUCGCGGCCGGCGCCAACGACGGCAAGAUCAAGGUGUGGAAGGUAUCCACGGGUCAGACGCAGCGCAAGCUGGACCGCGCGCACUCGAAGGGAGUCACCUGCGUACAGUUCACAAGGGACAGCUCACAGCUGCUGUCCGCCUCCUUCGACCGCACCAUCAGGAUCCACGGACUGAAGUCUGGCAAGAUCCUAAAAGAGUUCCGCGGGCACGCGUCCUUCGUGAACGAGGCCGUGUUCACGCCCGACGGACACGGCGUGCUGUCCGGCUCCUCCGACGGCACCGUCAAGGUGUGGUCGGUCCGCACGGGCGAGUGUAUAGCGACGCACGCGCCGCUCGGAGGGGGGGAGCCCCCCGUCAACACGCUGCUGCUGACCCCCAACAACCCCGACCACUACGUGGUGUGCAACCGCACCAACACGGUGGUGGUGAUGAACAUGCAGGGUCAGAUCGUGCGCUCGUUCUCGAGCGGUCGCCGCGAGCAGGAGGGCGGCGCGCUCGUGGCCGCGGCCCUCAGCGCGCGCGGGCACCUGCUGUACGCGGCCGCCGAGGACCUCGUGCUCUACGCCUUCAGCACCAGCACCGGCAAGCUGGAGCGGACCAUCACCAUCCACGAGAAAGCGGUGAUAGGGCUGACCCACCACCCGCACCAGAACCUGCUGGCCACGUACAGUGAGGACGGGCUGCUGAAGCUGUGGCGCCCCUGAGCCGCGCUUCGUUGUCGCCGCCCCACCGGACGAUGUUCAUUACAUGUUGCGAAGUGUUCGCCGCGAAUGUGUGAUACGUUCCCUAGUUAUAGUUAUAUAAGGAUCGCUGUGUAUAUCACCUGCUCGAUCGGAGACGUUCCGAUUUUGGCAAUUCUGUUGUAUUGUUGUAUUAAAACAUGACGAUAUUUUAAGAUAUGCGUGUUAUUUUAUUUUCAAAAGACAAAUAUGCAAAGACUGGAGGCCUACUCUAAUUCAACGAAAAACGAAAUUUC
Molecule: messenger RNA, 1996 nt
Organism: Chilo suppressalis (striped riceborer)
Lineage: Eukaryota; Metazoa; Arthropoda; Insecta; Lepidoptera; Crambidae
Source: the annotation of a GenBank genome assembly